Messenger RNA from Nilaparvata lugens (brown planthopper), 1081 nucleotides. It is a transcript of the gene Prosalpha3, whose product is annotated as proteasome subunit alpha type-4. The transcript is spliced from 6 exons. Gene Ontology annotation, cellular component: proteasome core complex; nucleus; cytosol. NCBI's taxonomy places the organism in Eukaryota, Metazoa, Arthropoda, Insecta, Hemiptera, Delphacidae. Bases 62 to 1012 code for a protein of 316 amino acids. Gene Ontology annotation, biological process: ubiquitin-dependent protein catabolic process. The record is from RefSeq and is a predicted model, not a curated record.
UCCAUAUAUUUCCAAUUCCAGCCACCUGCAAGAUAUUUUGAGUUCCAGAUAUUCCCAAUUCAUGCGACCGGACAUGAGCAGCUGCGCAAACCUGCGCACAAAUUCCUCUAUACAGACCGGCAAAAGCUUGAAUAACCACCAUUAUUCGGCAAAUUUGUUGCUUUGUCUUGUUUUCGGUGAAUUGCUCUUUUUUUGUGAUUGUGUUUUGAAUUUUUAUUCACCAUUAAAAAUGGCUCGUCGUUAUGACACAAGAACCACAAUAUUUUCACCAGAAGGUAGAUUAUAUCAGGUUGAAUAUGCGAUGGAGGCGAUCAGUCAUGCAGGCACCUGCCUGGGCAUCCUGGCCAAUGAUGGCAUCCUGCUGGCAGCCGAGAAGCGCAACACCAACAAGCUGCUGGAUGAAGUGUUCUUCUCCGAGAAGAUCUACAAGUUGAACGAGGACAUGGUGUGCAGUGUGGCUGGCAUCACGUCCGACGCCAACGUGUUGACCAACGAGCUCAGGGUCAUUGCCCAGCAGUACAGACUGCAGUACGGAGAAUCCAUUCCGUGCGAACAACUCGUCUCCUGGCUGUGUGAUGUCAAGCAGGCUUACACUCAGUAUGGAGGCAAAAGGCCAUUUGGUGUGUCUAUCCUAUACAUGGGCUGGGAUAAGCAUUACGGAUAUCAGCUUUAUCAGUCUGACCCAAGUGGAAAUUAUGGAGGUUGGAAAGCAACUUGCAUAGGAAACAAUAGUGCUGCAGCGGUGUCUAGUUUGAAACAAGAAUACAAAGAAGGGGAAACCACUUUGAAAGAUGCCGAAGUACUUGCUAUAAAGGUUUUGAGCAAAACCCUUGAUAUGACAAAGCUGACUGCAGAAAAAGUUGAACUGGCCACUCUGACCAGGGAGAACAAGAAGACGGUGACGCGGAUCUUGCCGGCCGCCGAGGUGGAGGCACUCAUCGCUGACUACGAGAAGGCCGAAGCUGAGGCCGAAGCUGCCAAGAAGGAGAAGCAGGCUCAGAGCAAGAGUUGAACAUCCACCCAUCAAUAGAGUAUUAUCAUUUCUACUAUUUUUCAAUAAACAAUGUCAUUUGUUCACUUA